This is a messenger RNA of Drosophila eugracilis, 2614 nucleotides long. RefSeq names its product ATP-dependent RNA helicase Ddx1 (gene Ddx1). The coding region runs from base 253 to 2436 and encodes 727 amino acids. Gene Ontology annotation, molecular function: protein binding; ATP binding; RNA helicase activity. Lineage: Eukaryota; Metazoa; Arthropoda; Insecta; Diptera; Drosophilidae. The transcript is spliced from 5 exons. The record is from RefSeq and is a predicted model, not a curated record.
ACAGCUGUUUGCCAAUCGCCUCUUCGCAGCACUGACUUAGUUCAAGUAAUAGUGCUGAUCAGCUUAGGUGUUUCUGCUGAGAACAUAUAAAAUGUGGGCAUAGCGUUUUGUUAGUUGGAAGCAAAAUUCGCCAACACUAAAAUCUUAUCGAUUAAUUGGUUCGAUUGAAUUAUAAAUCUCUGUCAAAUCGAAAUAAGGACUUCUAGCCGGCUUUCGAGCAGCACGAAAGAGGAUUUUAGAAAUAUUCUCAAAAUGACUGCAUUCGAAGAGUUUGGUGUGCUUCCGGAGCUGGGCAAGGCAACAGACGAAUUGGACUGGACAUUACCAACCGAUGUCCAGGCGGAGGCGAUUCCUCUGAUCUUGGGUGGCGGCGAUGUGCUAAUGGCCGCCGAAACCGGGUCAGGAAAAACGGGUGCCUUCUGCUUGCCCAUUCUGCAAAUAGUUUGGGAGACGCUGCGGGACCUAGAAGAGGGAAAGGCAAGUAAGGGCGGCACAGGUGGAGGAUCGGUAUCGCCCUGGACCAUGUCUUUCUUCGAUCGCGGCAACGCAUUAGCCGUAACUCCCGAUGGUUUGCGUUGCCAGUCGCGAGAGUUUAAGGAGUGGCAUGGAUGUCGCGCUACCACCGGUGUCCGGGGUAAGGGAAAGUUCUACUUUGAGGCCAUGGUUACCGACGAGGGUCUGUGUCGCGUGGGCUGGUCCACACAUCAGGCGAACCUUGAUCUGGGCACAUGCCGUAUGGGCUUCGGAUUCGGUGGAACCGGGAAGAAGUCUAACAACCGUCAGUUCGAAGACUACGGCGAAGCCUUCGGCAAGGCGGAUGUCAUCGGUUGCCUGCUCGACAUGCAGCGCUUGGAGGUGAGCUUUUCCAAGAAUGGCCAGAAUCUUGGUGUGGCCUUUCGGUUGCCGGAUAACCUCGCCAAAGAAACUUUCUACCCAGCGGUGGUACUUAAAAAUGCAGAAAUGCAAUUCAAUUUCGGAAAGACUGACUUUAAGUACGCUCCGGGCAAUGGAUUCGUCGGUGCCUGCCAUGCUGGAGCGGAUCGCACCAAUACCAAUCCACUGGCAAGUCCCGCAGGUGGAGCCGCUUCCGCCAAGCCGGCGCCGAAUGCUCCUCAGGCCAUCAUCAUCGAGCCCAGCAGGGAGUUGGCCGAGCAGACCUACAACCAGAUCGAGAAGUUUAAGUACCACCUAAGCAACCCCGAGGUUCGCUCCCUGCUUCUCAUCGGCGGAGUGAGACUGGAGGAGCAAAAAGCGCAGCUAAUGCAGGGUACCCAUAUUGUGGUGGGCACACCCGGAAGACUGGAGGAGAUGAUCAACAGCGGUCUGGUUCUGCUCACUCACUGCCGCUUCUUCGUGCUGGACGAGGCCGACGCCUUGCUUAAGCAGGGUUACACCGAACUGAUUGAUCGUUUACACAAGCAGAUACCGAAGAUAACGUCGGACGGCCGCCGACUGCAGAUGGUUGUCUGCUCGGCUACGUUGCAUGCAUUCGAGGUAAAGAAGAUGGCCGAACGGCUGAUGCACUUUCCAACUUGGGUAGAUCUGAAGGGAGAAGAUGCCGUGCCCGAGACGGUACACCACGUCGUAUGCCUAGUUGACCCGCAGGCUGACACCAGUUGGCAGUCACUCCGUCAGCCCAUUAAUACCGACGGCGUCCACGACCGCGACAACAUCCACCCGGGCAAUCCCUCUGAGGAGACGCUGUCGCAAGCUGUCAAGAUACUCAAAGGCGAAUACUGUAUCCACGCUAUUGAUAAGCACAAGAUGGACCGAGCCAUUAUCUUCUGUCGCACCAAGCAAGACUGUGACAACCUAGAGAGGUACCUCCGUCAACGUGGAGGACAACGCUACUCAUGCGUCUGCCUGCACGGCGACCGAAAACCGCAGGAGCGCAAACAGAAUCUGGAGAUGUUUAAGAAGCAGCAGGUCAAGUUUCUGAUUUGCACGGAUGUGGCCGCACGCGGCCUAGAUAUUACCGGACUGCCGUUCAUGAUCAAUGUGACGCUGCCCGACGACAAGACAAACUACGUGCACCGCAUAGGACGUGUAGGCAGGGCGGAACGCAUGGGCCUAGCCAUUAGCCUGGUGUCUACAGUGCCGGAAAAGGUAUGGUACCACGGCGAGUGGUGCAAGUCGCGCGGCCGCAACUGCAACAACACCAACCUGACCGACGUCCGAGGAUGCUGUAUCUGGUACAACGAGCCCAACCUAUUGGCCGAAGUUGAGGAUCACCUAAACAUCACCAUCCAGCAAGUAGAUCGUGCAAUGGAAGUUCCUGUUAACGACUUUGACGGUAAAGUCGUAUACGGUCAGAAGAACUUCAACACUGGCAGCGGAUAUGAGGACCACGUUGAGCAGUUGGUGCCCACCGUUCGAAAACUGACCGACCUGGAGUUGCAAUCACAAUCUUUAUUUUUGAAACGCCUUAAGGUCUAGAACGAAUCUGGAGCGGUAUCCGUUUGCCAAGCAAGGAUAGGGUGUGUGAAGUGAGGGCUGCAUAACCAUCUCACGCGGGAAUACUUUUGCGGCACAUACACACAUAAAUAUUAGGAAAUCGGAGCUGUAGCUCUGCCAUUACGAGUAAACAUUCAAUUAAACUAACAUUAAAAUCUUC